This is a messenger RNA of Penicillium malachiteum, 1170 nucleotides long. RefSeq lists its product as uncharacterized. The transcript has 3 exons. Bases 1 to 1170 code for a protein of 389 amino acids. The record is from RefSeq and is a predicted model, not a curated record. NCBI's taxonomy places the organism in Eukaryota, Fungi, Ascomycota, Eurotiomycetes, Eurotiales, Aspergillaceae.
AUGCUUAAGCAAUUACGCGCAAAGCUCAAACUUAAAGUGCGAGGUCAAAAACAUGACGAAGAGGCUGUGGUCUCCAGCACAGAUGACGAAAAUGCCGUGGGCACGAAGGUCGACAUUGAUGCGACGUCCACUCGAGGCGCAGAUAUUGAUACUCCCCAAAGAGAAAACCUAUGGGUAGUCGCCGGAGAAAGACUAGAUGAGAAAUACCGCAAUACCCUGGAUUUAGAGAGUGCUGGCCCUGUCAUGAACUCCAUCGACGAUUUGAUCAAGACAACUGAGGAAAAAUACCGCGAGUACAAGGAAGGGGGGCUCAAAAUUCGCAAGCGUGGUGGGGGCCAUAUAAAUGUUCAAGAUUCUGCGAAGAAUAUUAUUCUCUAUGCACUACAGGCACAGGAUCUCGUCAAAAAACUGGUUUCUUUCGAUCCGACUGGCCAUGCAUCGACUGCAUGGUCAGUUGGUUCGAUUAGUAUCACAUUGAUCAAGAAUGACAUUAAGCGUCGAGACAAUAUUUUUGAGGCAUCGGAGUACCUCGCACGCAUCCUUUCAUACUACGCAAUAAUUGACAAUAAGUAUCGAGAAAGAGGAGUGGAAAGCGACCAAGGCCUAGACGAUGCACUGCUUGAAGUCUACGCUGCAGUUCUUGAGUACACAGCAGAGGUGAAAAAGGCAGUAGAUGAAAGCGACGCUGUCGGAUGUGGCAAAUCGGUCCUCUGUUCUACAAUUAUCCAAGACAUCAAGACACUCUGUGCAUCUGAUCCAUCGAGAAGGUUCGCCUAUUGGUACUUCCAGUUCAACAAUGAUGCAACACAAAAGGUGUACAAUAUGACCAGAUCGAUAUUACGUCAACUAAUGCCGCGCACUUUUCCCGGGUCUCUGGUCAACCUCUGGGAAGAUCAUAGCCACCGCGGCAGUAAGCGACAACUGCAGAAGUUUGCAGAUAUCCUCGACAUUGUUUUGGAAGAUUCUCAGGGCAAGUCCUUUCUUAUCCUUGAUGCUAUGGACGAGUGCCCAGCGACAGAACACGAAGGACGGAGUUCUCUUUUAGAAUUCAUGGAAGACCUGUCGCGCAAACAUCCCUCCAAGCUACACAUCCUCGCUACAAGUCGACCAGAACCUGAUAUACGCUUAAUGUUGAAGCAAUAUGAGAGCGUUGAUCUAAGGUUGGAUUAG